GGGCGUAGGAGCCAAAGAAGCACAUGAGUAAAGGUUUUAAAUGAGUCUUUGGAGAAUGGCAAAUCUUGUGUGGCCUUUGCUUGCCUUGGUCAUGAUAAGUACGGUUACUCCUCAGAAUUCAGGACCCCUCUACCUAAUUAAUGGAUUUAGAAGCGGUAACUCAGAUGAUGGAAGUUCUCCUGAAAUUCCCCUGCAACGACCUUUUCUGUAUUUUGGACAAUCAUAUGAUCAGAUUUAUGUAAACAAUAAUGGACAUCUGACCUUCGACACGGCUUGGAGUAGUUUCACACCUCAAAGGUUUCCACUGUAUGGAUCCAGGGACAUCAUUGCUCCAUUCUGGACUGAUUUGGACAACAGAUUGAGUGGUCAGGUCUACUACAACCAAUACACCAAUGGCAGCAUCCUCCAACAAGCCACGCAAGACAUUAAUCGUUACUUCCCAGCAUUGAGCUUCAGUGCUGAAUGGGUGUUUGUUGCAACAUGGAACGAGGUGGCUUACUAUCCCAACUCUGGAACCCAAACAACAGUUCAAGCAGUCUUGAUCUCUGGCGGCCUUUACUCAUUUGUGCUGAUGAAUUAUGGGAUAAUAGCCCCAACAUUAAGAGAUAUACAGGCUGGCUAUGACACAGUGGACUCCACUCACCAUUUCACCAUCCCUGGAUCCUUUUCUACCGCGGCAUCAGGCAAUAACUCAAAUUUCAACCUGAGCAGCAAUGUCAAUGUACCCGGUCGUUGGGCUUUCCGGACCGAUUAUGGAUCAAGGGGCUGUAAUUACAGUGGUGAAUUACUCCAACUGGGUGACUCAUUCUGGAGUGACCGUACAUGUGCACAGAAGUGCACCUGCACCUCAGCAGGCCUGCAGUGUCACAGCGAAAGCUGCUCCUUUUCCCAAAUCUGUCAACCCGCUGCCUUUAAAUUCUCCUGCCAGACCGUGCAGAGAGGCUCCUGCAGCAUAAGUGGUGAUCCACAUUACUAUACAUUUGAUCAAACACGCUUUGACUUCCAAGGCACCUGCACUUAUGUUCUCUCUGAGCAAUGUGGUCGUGGGUUGCCCUACUAUAGAGUAGAGGGCAAGAAUGAGCAUCGGGGCAGCACCCGGUAUUCCUGGACACGACUGGUGAAAGUGUUCGUCUAUAACAAAACCAUUGAGCUUGUCAAGGGACGACGAGGUGCAGUUAAGGUUAAUGGCAUCUUUGCAGACACUCCUUUCUAUCUCAACAAUGGCACGGUACAGGUUUAUCAGUCCGGAUUUUCUGUGAUCGUCAGCACUGACUUUGGCUUGGAGGUGUCUUAUGACACAGAUCAUUAUGUGAAGAUCAGUGUGCCCUACACCUACCAGAAUGCAACAUGUGGCCUGUGUGGAAACUUCAACAAUAAUGGCAGGGAUGACUUAAUAACCAGAGAAGGAGAAAUUGUAAGCUCUGGUGUGGUUUUCGCCAACAGUUGGCAAGUAUCAGGAGGCGAUGAGCCUGGCUGUGAGGAGCAGUGUGGAGGUCUAAGCUGUGCUACCUGUACUGAGGCUCAAACUGCUUUAUACAGCAACAGUGCCCAUUGUGGUAUCCUCCAAAAUAGCUCUGGACCUUUUGCUGCUUGCCACGACACACUUUCCCCACAGAGCUUUGUGCAAAGCUGUGCGUAUGAUUUGUGUGUAGGAGAAGGAUAUCAACCCAUUCUUUGCCAAGCUCUGAAUGUGUACGCAAGACAGUGUCAACAGAAUGGUAUACAGCUGCCAAGCUGGAGGAGACAAGACUUUUGUGAGAUCCAAUGCCCUGCCAACAGCCACUAUGAGCCCCAAGGCACCGCAUGUCCAGCUACCUGUGUCAACCCAAAUUCAACCCAAGGCUGUCCUCUUCCUGACCAAGAGAGCUGCCUCUGCAAUUCAGGCUACAUCCUCAGUGCUGGGUUCUGCAUCCCUCAUACCGAGUGUGGCUGCAGCUUUGAGGGUAGCUACUACCGCUCGGGAGUAACUGUAAUACUGGAUGAGGACUGUGGGAGACGUUGUAGCUGCAGUAAUGGAUCCAUGACUUGCAGCCCCCAUGGUUGUGGCCCUCUUCAAUCAUGCGGUGUGGAUGAGGGAGAAAGAGGAUGCAGACCCAACAGCUAUGGCACAUGCUGGAUGAAAGGUCCAGGGUCAUAUUACACGUUUGAUGGAUUUAGCUACCUUUAUCCCGGGGCGUGUCAAUUGACCCUUGCCAAAGUAAUGGGAUUGUCUAGUUACCCACAUUUUGUGGUGACAGCAGAGAAACUGCCUGUAGGCCAGCAGCGGUUUUCUAGAGUGCUAAAGUUUGAGGCUGGGGGAAUACAGGUGUCCAUUGAGAUGGCAGGUAGCAACAGAGUAAUGGUUGAUGGACAGCAGAUAAGACUACCAUUCAGCUCGGCCUCCAACCACAUCCAAAUCUACCACAGCAGCCUUCACAGCAUCAUCCUUCGCACGUCCUUUGGUGUAACUAUACAGACCGCUUGGCCUCACUUUGUGCGUGUCACUGCACCCGGCAUCUACAACGGUCUAUUGGGUGGACUCUGUGGAAACUACAAUGGACAGCCUAAUGACGACUUCCGCACACCCAACGGCAUUCUGGUUAACAGCUCUCAGGACUUUGGGGACAGUUGGCGGGAUGGUUCCCUUUCUGCAGAGUGUGUGGAGAGAGUAAAUCAUAACUCCACAACCAAUUACAAUUCUAGUGAGUACUGUGGCAUUCUUGGUUCCCCACAUGGGCCGUUUGCCCAGUGCUGGGCCAUGGGGAGCUCCCAGCAGCAUGUGGAUGCCUGUGGGGAGAUCAUAAGAGCCUCUAGAGAUCCAGCACAUGCACUAUGUGAGGUCCUACAAGAUUACGCACUAAUGUGUCAACAGAAGGGUGUUGCCCUUGGACAUUGGAGAAAUGCAACUCAAUGUGAGCAAAACUGCCCCCAAAACAGCCACCCAGAAGACUGUGGAAGCACCUGUCCUUCCACCUGCCCCGGCCUUUCUUUCCCUUACGUCUGUGACACCGUGUGUCAGGAUGGGUGUCAGUGUGAUGAUGGCUUUGUCCUCGACGGAAACCAGUGUGUGCGACCCACAGGGUGCGGAUGCUAUCACCAAGGACGCUACCGGCAGGGAGGCGAGCAGUUCUGGGAUGGGGAAGAGUGUCAGAAUUUGUGUACCUGUACAGGCACAACUGGAAUGGUCCACUGUUUCCCCAACGCCUGUGGUCCCCAAGAGUCCUGCCGUGUGGUGGAGGGUGAGUUUGGAUGCCAUCCGGACCCUCAUGGCACAUGUUCUGCCUCUGGUGACCCCCACUACCUCACCUUUGAUCACAAGGCCUACGACUUCCAGGGAACCUGCCGCUAUGUGUUGGCGACUCUCUGCAAUGACACUGAUGGGCUUCACCAAUUUUCUGUGGAAGCUAAGAAUGAGCCAGUCAACGGCUGGCCAGUGUCAGUAACAGCAGAAGUAUUUGUUAAUGUCGCAGGCUAUCGUGUGCAUAUGUCGAGGGAGAGUCAUGGGGUGGUACAGGUGAACGGAGUAACUAAAAACUUACCUAUCCUACUGAAUGGAAGUCUUUCUAUUCACGCUAGUGGAUUUCGCACAUACGUCAGUGCUGAUUUUGGCCUGAGUGUCGAGUACGAUGGAUGGUAUACAGUGUCUGUUUCUGUACCUUUAAGUUACAGAGGAAAAACAUGUGGACUUUGUGGUAACUUCAAUGGAAAUCCCAAUGAUGACUUCCACACCCAAUCUGGAAUGAUGGUUACUACUCCAGAGGAGUUUGGAACAGCCUGGAAAGUGGCAGGCAACUACACCUGUAGCGAUGGGUGUGGCUCGUCCUGUCCACAAUGCACCAAUGAGCUACCUGCCAGAGCCCGAUGUGACGUGAUUCAAGCAUCUGAUGGACCCUUAAGCUUCUGUCAUGAGCUGGUGAACCCAGCGCCAUAUUUCAGUGACUGUGUGUUUGAUGUUUGUGUGUCGGGAAGUGAAGAUCUUCUGUGCAGAGCCAUUCAGUCAUACGUCAGUGCCUGUCAGUCCGCCAAUGUUCAAAUCAACCCUUGGAGACAGAACACCACCUGCAGACUUGACUGUCCCGCAAACAGCCAUUACGAGCUGUGUGGCACUGAAUGUGGCCAAAUCUGUGCCAGCAGCGUCGAUGCCACCUGUGAGCAGGUUUGCUCUGAGGGAUGUUUCUGUAAUGAAGGCUUUCUCCGGAGUGGGACAAGAUGUGUCCCAGUGGAAAGCUGUGGCUGUCAAUACGACGGGUUCUACUAUAAUGCUGGUGAGUCCUUCUGGACAGAGCGUUGCUCCCAGCGAUGUGAAUGCCAUGCUCCCAAUGACCUUCGCUGUUCUGCGGAAUCUUGCAGUCAUGCACAAGAGUGCACCAUCAGAAAUGGCCAGCUGGGAUGUUUUGACGAUAUGUCUACGUGCACUGUGUUGGGCGACCCACACUACAUCACCUUUGAUGGGGUACUGGCCCAUUUCCAGGGCACGUGCUCGUACAUCAUAACUGAGAGCGUGAACCAUGGCAUCAAUGAAACACAGUUCCAGGUAGUAGCCACCAACAAUCAUCGUGGCAGCAAACGUGUAUCGUUUGUGUCAGAAGUGGAUGUUUACCUAUCACAUCAAUCAGAGGAUGUGCAUGUAUGGAUUGGACCCAAUAAAAGAGUAAAGGUAAAUGGAGGUGAGGUGUCUCUUCCUACCACUGUUGGAACUUCAGCUCAGCUAGUAAGACAAGGAAGUUACAUCGUGCUUGAGGUUAUGGACUUGAGAGUUCACUUUGAUGGCCAAAGCACCUUACUGGUCCGAGUGGGCCAGUACCGUCAAAAUCGAGUCAGAGGCAUGUGUGGAAACUUCAACAGCGAUCCUCUCGAUGACAAAGUUUUGUCCAAUGGCACAUUGGCACGGAAUGACAAUCAGUUUGGACACAGCUGGAUGUCAUCCACAAGCCAACCAGGAUGCGGAUCCACUGAUGAAGACAGUAGCGACGGAUUGAGCAACUGUCUUUUUCUGAGAGAAUACUCAGAGCUCUGUAGUGUCAUCACCAACAGUAGCGGUCCCUUCAGUGCCUGUCACGUGCACUCUGAUCCACAGCCAUUUUUCAGUUCCUGCAUCUAUGACCUCUGCCUUUACACUCCAGCCAAUGGCAUGCUAUGUUCUGCAGUUUCCGCCUACGAGAGCACCUGCUCUGUUUUGGGGUUAAGUGUCCCUGAAUGGCGCUCUGCUUUGCAGUGUGCUGAGUCAGACCCCUGUGAGCAGCUUGACUGCACAGAGUACGAGUGGUGCGGUGAGAAGGACGGUGUGUACGGCUGCUUUUGUGAUGAGCGCCACCAUCGUUCCAACAACGAGAGCUACGACUCGUCCAUCACUUGUGACAGUAGUUCGGGCACCAUGUCUGUGUCUCGAUGCCAACUGUUUGAAGACGGAUUCCCCUCCAGUUCCCUCCACCUCCGAGAUGCCUCGUGCAACGGGACUCUCCAGGGCGGACGACUGGUGUUCCAAUUUGACAAUAAGGACCAGCAUUGUGGGACAUCUCUCAGGAGCAACGGAACUCAUUUCUUCUAUGAGAACACCAUCCAGGGUGCUGUGGACCCUCAUAAAGGUCUAAUCAGCCGCCAGAGGACCAUUCAGUUGGGUUUCUGCUGUGAAUACCCUCUGACCCACUCCGUGUCCAUGGACGUGGCCAUCAACCCUGUAGAGAGCAUUGUGAGGAAGAAGCUUCCUAUGGGCCAUGGACAGUAUCACGUGAGAAUGAUCCCUUACCAGGACGCUGGCUUCCUCUUCCCCUUGGCCAGUAACGGGAACAUAGACAUGGAAAUUGACCAAAGGAUGUAUGUGGAGAUCCGGACAGAAGGAGUCGAUGGAAGUCAGAUCACCACCAUUGUGGACUCUUGUUGGGCCACGCCAAUCAACAAUGAGAGCUACCCUGUCCGCUGGGAUCUCAUAAGCGCAGAGUGUCCUAACCCAGCAGAUGGGACGGUAGAGCUGCUUGCUAACGGCAUCUCCAACGCGGCCCGAUUCUCCUUCAGGAUGUUCACCUUCACCAACUUUUCAUCUAUCUACCUCCACUGCCAGGUCCACCUGUGUCUUCUGACAAAUGGCGACUGCACAGCUCACUGCCAGCCUGGAGACCAAGGGCGAGUUCGAAGGGAUGUGUCCCAGGAUGCCAUCACGGGCAUCUCGCUCGGCCCCUUCACCAUGGCGCCACACAGGAAAGCCAGAAUGGUGAAUCCGAGCAGCGCAUGAGGCCAGUUGACCACGCUGGUGACCCCGCGUGUCAGUUUGCUGGCAGCCAAAUCUCUGGUGAAGGGUGCUCAAAGAUGAUCCAUAUACUAAAACCAAUCAACAUAG
Messenger RNA from Pungitius pungitius (ninespine stickleback), 6313 nucleotides. Its product is annotated as alpha-tectorin-like. Gene Ontology annotation, biological process: cell-matrix adhesion. Gene Ontology annotation, molecular function: protein binding. The record is from RefSeq and is a predicted model, not a curated record. The transcript is spliced from 25 exons. NCBI's taxonomy places the organism in Eukaryota, Metazoa, Chordata, Actinopteri, Perciformes, Gasterosteidae. The coding region runs from base 41 to 6208 and encodes 2055 amino acids.